AUGACCCAUCCAAAACAGAUACACAUCGCGGUUAUCGGUGCUGGUGGAGUGGGUUCGUGUUUUCUUUCGCAGUUAGCAUGGCUUGCCAAAAACCAGCAAUCGGCACGACUGAGCCUUUGUUACCUUGCGACUAUUGACGGGGCGCUCUACAAUCGCGACUACGCCGAUAUUGAUAUUGAAACGGCUUUGCCUACACUGGAAGCGAAAGGAUCUGCCCUACCUUCCAUUUCGGACACAAUUGAGUAUCUGGCAGGUGCACCACACAAGGUUGUCUUAGUGGACAAUACCAGCUCUGGGGCUAUCGCAGAGGCUUACCCCGAGUUUCUCAAACGUGGGAUAAGCAUCAUCACACCGAACAAGAAGGCCUUCUCUGAGAGCUUUAAACUUUGGCGAGACAUAUUCAGAGCAGCUGAAUUGGGAAGCUCCAUGGUAUAUCAUGAGUCUUCCGUCGGAGCUGGAAUGCCCAUCAUCUCCACAUUGAAAGAACUCGUCCAGACUGGAGACGAGGUGACCCGCAUUGAGGGUGUCUUCAGUGGAACAAUGUCAUUUCUUUUCAAUCAAUUUUCUCCAAAAUCUGGCCAAGCAGGGAAGUGGUCAGAAACAGUGAAGAAAGCGAAGGAGCUUGGGUAUACAGAGCCCGAUCCUCGUGAUGAUCUCAAUGGGCUGGAUGUUGCUCGGAAACUGACUAUUAUGGGUCGCUUAGCUGGCUUGCCGAUCGAGUCUCCUACAUCAUUCCCAGUGCAGAACUUGAUUCCCGGAGAGUUACAAAGCUGCGACACCAGCGAAGAGUUCAUGUCAAGGCUACACGAAUUCGACGACCAUAUGGAAGGACAGAAGCUGCUUGCCGAGAGGUCCGGAAAGGUUUUACGAUAUGUUGGGAGCAUCGAGAUGAGCACGGGAAAUGUUAAAGUCGGAAUGGAGAUGUUUGAUCAUAUGCAUCCGAUUGCUACAUUGAAGGGAAGCGACAAUAUUAUCAGCUUCUACACAAAGAGAUAUGGCGAGCUGCCUCUAACAAUUCGAGGUGCUGGCGCUGGCGGAGAUGUCACUGCGAUGGGUGUGACAGCGGACCUGCUUAAAGUGCUUUCCCAGAUGGGCUAG
Messenger RNA from Penicillium cataractarum, 1098 nucleotides. Its product is annotated as homoserine dehydrogenase-domain-containing protein. Gene Ontology annotation, molecular function: homoserine dehydrogenase activity; NADP binding; aspartate kinase activity. Bases 1 to 1098 code for a protein of 365 amino acids. The record is from RefSeq and is a predicted model, not a curated record. Gene Ontology annotation, biological process: aspartate family amino acid biosynthetic process; L-homoserine biosynthetic process. Lineage: Eukaryota; Fungi; Ascomycota; Eurotiomycetes; Eurotiales; Aspergillaceae. The transcript is spliced from 2 exons.